Brassica oleracea var. oleracea is the source of this 1072-nucleotide messenger RNA. RefSeq lists its product as uncharacterized. The coding region runs from base 72 to 965 and encodes 297 amino acids. The transcript is spliced from 8 exons. The record is from RefSeq and is a predicted model, not a curated record. Lineage: Eukaryota; Viridiplantae; Streptophyta; Magnoliopsida; Brassicales; Brassicaceae.
GAAGAACUCUGAGACUUGCCAAAGUCAUACGAACAGAUGAUGCUCUUCUUCUUUUAUGAGUUAGAUAGCAUAUGAUCUCUAGUUAUAAAUGGAAUUGUCUGUGGAGUUUCUGGUCUCUUCUUGGAUUCUCUCUCAGAUUUGUGAAGAUGGGUGAUCCAUUUGGUGGUAGAUUUGGAAAUUUUGGAGCAUUUAGAGGUAGCUUGUUUGGAGGAAGAGAUCCUUUUGAUGAUCCCUUCUUCACUAGGCCGUUUGAGGAUUUGCUCGAACCAAACACCUUUAGUUCAGGUGCUGCUUCCUUUAGUAAUAACAACAAUAAUGGUGGGAGAGGGUUAACAAUUGAAGAGUUACCAUCUGAUGAAGAAGAUGAAGGGAAAGAUAUUGGAAGUGAUGAAGAACAACAUACUGGUUCAGAGAAUCAGCCAUCUGUUGAACACCCCGAAGAUGAUUCUGAUGCUGAGAGGAGGAUUCAGAAUGUGAAUCAAAGGAGUAAAGGUGCUGAGUCUCGAGCUAAAACAUUCAGACAUCACACCUCUAAGGUUACAUAUGGUGGGAUAGAUGGUGCUUACUAUACAUCUAGUAGAACCAGAAGAGCAGGCAGUGAUGGAGUGGUGGUUGAGGAAAGCAGAGAGGCUGAUAAGACUACGGGUGAAGCUACUCAUAGGAUCUCCAGAGGAAUCAAUGAUAAGGGACAUUCGGUUACUAGGAAGCUUAAGUCGAGUGGUGGUGUAGAAUCAACACAGACUCUUCACAACCUUGAUGAAGAGGAACUAAGUGGCUUUGAAGAGGCAUGGAAAGGCAACUCAUCUCUUGCUAAUCAUGAUGAAUCCACUGACUCUGAUCAUAGUUUUGGAGGAUGGCUUCUUCCAUCUCUCGACCAAACUCGUCGCCGACCAGACCAGUUUCAGACCGGUUCAAGCCGUUCUGCACGUGGAGAUAAGAAAGUUGUCCGCAUCAACAUUGAGUAAAAUCAUGAGAAAUGUUACAUCGUGUAUGAAGAAGUUGUAGUAUCAAUAAUUUUACAUCGUGUAGACAUGUUGAUUAUGAGAAAUUAAUUUUGUUGUUUGGAUGUUUA